Cryptomeria japonica (Japanese cedar) is the source of this 432-nucleotide messenger RNA. RefSeq lists its product as uncharacterized. The coding region runs from base 1 to 432 and encodes 143 amino acids. The transcript has a single exon. NCBI's taxonomy places the organism in Eukaryota, Viridiplantae, Streptophyta, Pinopsida, Cupressales, Cupressaceae. The record is from RefSeq and is a predicted model, not a curated record.
AUGGAGCGGUGGAAGGAUCUUAAUGAGUGGUCGGUUGCUGUGAUGGAGGAGGACUGUGCUGAGUUACAAGGCAUUCUGGCGAGUAAACACUGUAGUGGCAUUAAGGGUAGGGAUGGAAUUGCCUGGUCUCCGAAUCCUAAGAGAGUCUUUACUGUAGCUAGUGGUUAUAGGGAACUGUUGAACCGAAGAUUGGAGGGAAGAGAGGUGCACUGGUGGAAACAGGUUUGGAACAAUUCUUCUUGGCCGAAGUGCAUCUGCUUCGCAUGGCCUCUGGCCUGGAAUAGAUGCCUUACCUGGGAUAAUAUUCGCAAGUGGGGUUUCUCAGGUCCUUUAAUUUGUGCUUUGUGUGGCAAUGGGGAGGAAGACUCAUCACAUUUGUUCUUCAGAUGCCCCUUUUCUAUGCUUAGUUGGCAUUACUGGUGGGGGGUGUGA